AUGGCGACCAGUGAGAGGCGAUCAAAUCUCAGGUUGCUGAGGACGUCAUUGAUUCUGGACCAAGGCGACACACGCACGACUCGCCAUGGAGACUGUCUCAGACUGUGUACUUACAACGUGGUUGCUCUGCAGGAGACCAAGUGCAGAAGGAGCGACGUACGACAGAUGAAUGACGGUACACUCGUCAUUCGUGGAGAGGAAGUUCCGUCGCGAAAUGUAGGCGGUGUUGGUUUUGUUGUGCACCCAUCUGUCGUCCAUCUCGUCGAUUCUCACGAGAUCCUGUCAACUCGUCUUGCCAUUCUUCGCCUCCGCCCUCUGCGCCAAAAAUCCAUCAGUAUCAUCAACUGCUAUUCACCAACAUCAGCAGCUGAUGAUUCCGAAUUGGAAGCGUUUUACGAGGAGCUGGAGGAAGUAGUCCGCAACGAGAAGUCCUUUUACAAAUUCGUUGUCAGAGACUUCAACGCAAAACUAGAAAAGGCCACAGAAGAGGAAUACAGGAUUGGAAGAUUUGGACUAGGGGACCGGAAUGAAAAUGGCAAUCGUCUCCCCGGACUGUUGUCAGCCGCUCGCCUCUUUCAUAAGAACUCUCUUUUCAUGAGGAAAGAUCAUCGUCGGUGGACAUGGGAAUCGCCCAAUGGCGCGACUCGUGCGGAAAUCGACCACAUACUCACCAACCGAAGGUGGUGUCUACUUGACGUCUCAGUAGCACCAUCCUUUUGUAGUGGUUCUGAUCACCGUCUCCUUCGUGCGAAAAUACGACUCAGCCACACGAUGGAAAAGAACAUCUGCUAUCGGCAACGAAGGAGAAAAGAAGUCUACGACGAUUGCGUACUCAAGGACUCCUUGUCCCAAGGUGACUGGCACAUCGAAGAGGACCCAGACGUGGACUACGAGAUGCUGUUCAGAGGACUACGAGCCUGUGCUGAGCGUGACUCGAAGCCGCGCACGACAAACUGGGAUCGAAUUUCGAAGAUCACCAAGGAAUUGUUGGGAAGAAGAAGAGCUUUGAGGCUUGAUCUGAAUGCAUCGCACAUUGAGCGGUUAGUAGCAAAUACUAGCUGCAGAAAAGCGUUGCAGGAGGAUCUUUUCAAAUACAGGCGGAAGAAGAUUCUGGAAGCAGCACAAAGAAGAACGGCUCUAAAGAAGAGCCGCAGGGAUCUCCGCGAAUAUAAUAUUCCGCUAGCAGCCUUGCUGAGCGAAGACGGGACUUGCACGUCUUCUCGUCGAGAGAUGGAAAUCAUUACGGAGAGGUUCUACUCGAACCUUUUCCGUUCAUCAACUCCUGUGUCAAGCCUGAUCAUCCCCACUGGUGAAGCUCCACCACGGAUUCUCCCUUCGGAAGUACGAGUCGCUAUCAAGAGCAUGAAGCCUGGCACAGCCCCCGGACCUGAUUUUAUAUCAGCAGACUUUCUUCGGGCUGGUGGCCAUUCGCAUCAUGUAAUCUUAGCAGCGCACAUGACAUCCCACCUUCAGAAAGAAAUCAUCCCAGACCAGUGGAAAACCUCGCGAACCGUUGUUAUCCAUAAGAAAGGUGACCGAGAGGAUCUUCGGAACUACCGUCCGAUAUGCUUGUUGAGCGUGUUAUACGAAGUAUUCACCAAGAUCAUCCUCACGCACAUAUCUAGGACGUUGGAUGAAGCCCAGCCUCAAGAACAAACUGGAUUCCGCCAAGGGUUCAGCUGCUUGGACCACAUCCAGACCGUGUCGAGGAUCAUAGAGGUUUGCCGGGAAUACCGCCUGCUCCUUGUUCUAACCUUCGUCGACUAUGAGAAAGCCUUUGACAGCGUAGAAACGAAUGCAAUACUGUCAGCGCUUGUCGAUGAAGGUGUGGACGCGUCGUAUGUGAGGACAUUAGCCAAUUGUUACGAUCGAUGCACGACUAGGAUACAGCUUUUCCACCGCCCUCUCACCAUACCCAUUGGAAAGGGGGCACGACAAGGCGAUAUUAUAUCGCCGAAGCUGUUCACGGCUGCAUUGCAAUGGAUAAUGAAAUCAUUUUCCUGGGAAGGAAGGGGCAUACGUGUUGAUGGAAGAUUUCUCUCGAACCUUCGUUUCGCGGACGACAUCUUUCUCUUUUUGAGCAGUACCAAUGAAGCAGAAACGAGCGUUGACGAGGUCCUUGAGCCGUAUCCAGCUGAGAGCUCAAGGACCUCGUCAACUUCACUCACAAAACUUGAGAACAUCUUGGAUGAGAAUGGCGAGGGAACGAAACGAGUGGAAGAAUUGCUGGGGCCCGCACGUCCAGUGAAGACGGGCCAUCUAAGUAUGCUAAUGGAAGCUCGAAACGUAACGGACCCAAUUUCUGGCAAACCCCUCUACAUAAGAGCUGGUAUUCAUACAGGUCCCGUUGUCGCUGGAGUGGUUGGAGCCAAAAUGCCAAGGGAAGCUGCGGACGAACUGACGGACCAAGAUCUCCGUGCCCAUCUGUUUGACUCGACAGUUCCGUCAGCGCUCUGUUACGCAGUGGAGAUGGGUAGACACCGCUGCCAAGUGGAGGAAACUACUCACUACCCACAGAGCCCUUGA
Necator americanus (New World hookworm) is the source of this 2526-nucleotide messenger RNA. RefSeq lists its product as uncharacterized. Gene Ontology annotation, molecular function: catalytic activity. Gene Ontology annotation, biological process: intracellular signal transduction; cyclic nucleotide biosynthetic process. The transcript is spliced from 3 exons. NCBI's taxonomy places the organism in Eukaryota, Metazoa, Nematoda, Chromadorea, Rhabditida, Ancylostomatidae. The coding region runs from base 1 to 2526 and encodes 841 amino acids. The record is from RefSeq and is a predicted model, not a curated record.